CACUCCCCCGUUGGGGUGUCCCCCCGCCCAGGCACUCUGGCACAUCCCCCGGACCGGGAAGGGGAAGCGAAAGCAGCAGGGCACAGCACCCAGUGCCACGAGCACCCCGAGGAGGCAGCACCCAUCCCGAGGCCGGGGCCCUCCAGAAGCACCAAUGGAGAAGGACGUUGACGGCUGCCUGGAUGGGGCCAAGACAGUGCCAAGUGCCAGUCUGGGCACUGAGGGGACAGAGACACAGCUGGACAGUUUUGUGGGUGCUCACCCGGACUACAAUGAGGAAGAGGAGGAGCAGAAGUACUUUCGUCGCAAGCGCCUUGGUGUCAUCAAGAACGUGGUGGCUGCCAGCCUGGCUGGCACCCUCACUUACAGCGUCUACCUGGGUCUGCUGCAGAUGCAGCUGAUCCUUCACUAUGACGAGACCUACCGGGAGGUGAAGUACAGCAAUAUCCGGUUGGAGGACAUUGACCGCAAGGUGCUGAUGGGCAUCAACGUCACACCCGUGGCAGCGCUGCUCUACACACCCAUCCUCAUCAGAUUCUUUGGCACCAAGUGGGCCAUGUUCCUGGCGGUCGGUGUCUACGCGCUCUUCGUCUCCAGCAACUACUGGGAGCGCUACUACACGCUGGUGCCCUCCGCAGUGGCCAUUGGCAUGGUGAUCGUGCCCCUCUGGGCCUCCAUGGGCACCUACAUCAUGCGGAUGGCCCAGAAGUACUACGAGUACAUUAACUACAGGGAGGAGCAGGAGAAGGAGAGGCAGCGAGCACCGCGGGACGCCUGCAAUGCCUACAUCAUCGUCUUCCAGACCAUCUUCUACUCCUGCUUCCACUUGAGCUUCGUCUGUGCUCAGAUGCCCAUGGUCUUCUUCCUCAACAACUACCUCUACCAACUCAACCACACGCUCUUUGCAGUGAAGCACUGCGGGACCCUGAGCCACGGCACACUGCCUGGUUUCAACAAGACUGUGCUGCAGAGCCUUCCCCGCAGCGUCAACCUCAUCAUCGUGGAGAGCGGGUUGAUGGCCGCCGCCUUCCUCGCCAUGCUGGUGGUGCUGGUGCUGUGCGGUGCGGCGUACCGGCCCAUGGAGGAGAUCGACAUGCGCAGCAUCGGCUGGGGCAACAUCUUCCAGCUGCCCUUCAAGCACAUGCGGGACUACCGCCUGCGGCACCUCUUCCCACUGUUCAUCUACAGCGGCUUCGAGGUGCUCUUUGUCUGCACUGGAUUCUCCCUGAACUACGGCGUGUGCGCCCUUGGGCUGGAGAGGUUGGCGUAUCUCCUCAUGGCCUACGGCUUCUCCGCCUCGGUGUGCUCCAGCCUGGCCCUGUGCAUGCUGCGCCUGCGCCGGCACAUCCCGCUCCUGGCUGGAGCCUUCAUCCACGCUGUGCUCUUGGUGACGCUCUUCUGCUGGGCGCCGGAGCCCCGGUACCUGGCACAGGCGCUGCUGCUCUACAGCAUUGCCGCGCUCUGGGGCACGGGCAGUGCCCUCAACAAGACCGGAAUCAGCAUCCUCCUAGGGAUGUUGUACAAGAAAAAGGAGCGCCAAGACUUCAUCUUCACCAUCUACCACUGGUGGCAGGCCCUGGCUAUCUUCACCGUCUACCUGUGGUCAGGGCUGCCCAUGAAGGCCAAGCUGUCCAUCAUGCUGCUGACGCUGGUGGUGGCAGUGGGGACAUACCUGUGGAUGGAGCGGAAGGUGGCGUGGAACGUGGAAGUCCGGCUGCCCCGCAUCCCACGCCCGCGCCACAAAACACGUGGAUACCGCUACCUGGAGGACAACUCGGAUGAGACUGGCUCUGAUGGUGACGGGGACAAGGAGGAUGAUGACAGGCACCCAACUGAGGCCACCACGGAGGAUGAGCUGCCAAAAGAGGAUGGGGAGCAGCUGGGACAGUGACAGCCUGUCCUGGGCCCCAUCCUGUUCUUGGUACCUGAGGGGGUUCCCCAGCUCCCCCCGGGUGGGCCCAGAAUUCUGCAAACCCUCUCAGGUCAGGCUUGCAGCCCCCCCAAGCUAAGCUUAAAGCCCCCAGGCAGCCCAGAUCCCCCCACGUUGGCUGACAGACCCCAUACUGGCCCAUGGACCCCCUAGGUCAGGUCCACAGACUCCAGAUUCAUCUAUAGCCCCCAAAUUGCGGUACAGAGACCCCUGAUUUGUGGUACAGCCCCCCAAAUUAUGAUGUAGCUGCUCAGGUCAAACCUGCAGGCCCCCAUGCCAGCCCCAGAGCCCCCACACACAAAUCCACAGCCCCUCAUACAAGGCUCAAGCCCCCCAGGCAGAUCCACGGCCCCCCCAAAUUUGGCUAAAGCCCCUCCGGGUGAGGUCCACAGACCCCUGAGCAGAUGCACAUACCCUCUAGCAAGGCUUGCAGCCCCCCACAAUGUCCUGCAGACCCCAGGCAGACCCCCAGCCCUCCCGUAUUAGCCCGCAUCCACACCUCCAGACCCCGCAGGGCUACCCUGGAGCCCCCAGGUAGAUCGACACCCUCCCAAACUGGCUCACAGCCCUUCAGACCAGACCCACAUGCGCCCCAGGCAGACCCUGCAGCCCCUCCUAGGUUGUCCCGGAGCCCUUCUAGCUCAGCCCGCAGCGCCCUAAGCCGGCCCCGCAGCCUUCCUGACCUAUCCCAUCCCCAUUUUCCUUCAAUAAACCCCCUCCCUCCGUG
Haemorhous mexicanus (house finch) is the source of this 2657-nucleotide messenger RNA. RefSeq names its product unc-93 homolog B1, TLR signaling regulator (gene UNC93B1). Gene Ontology annotation, cellular component: endosome; lysosome. Gene Ontology annotation, molecular function: Toll-like receptor binding. Gene Ontology annotation, biological process: toll-like receptor signaling pathway; intracellular protein transport; toll-like receptor 7 signaling pathway. Bases 155 to 1891 code for a protein of 578 amino acids. The record is from RefSeq and is a predicted model, not a curated record. The transcript is spliced from 12 exons. NCBI's taxonomy places the organism in Eukaryota, Metazoa, Chordata, Aves, Passeriformes, Fringillidae.